AUGGUAGACGCGGGGAUGGUAAAUGGAGAAACAACUCCUUCCAGCGAUAAACAACAGUCGCAAGAAUCAGCAAAGGCAGCAGCGAACGUCGACUUACUCAAGCCCAAAAAGUACAAGACUUCGGAUUUACCUCUUACUCAAGAUCAACAGAAUGCGAUCCAAAGCCUGCUUGUCGCUUUCAAGAAGAAAGGAGGUUUUGAUAACUACCGGAAGAAGAUCUGGGCAGAUUUUGAUAAUUCGGAAUUCAAGCACAAAUUUACAAAUGCUCUACAAGAACUCGCGGAAAAGGAGAUCGAACGAGAACCCGCUCAUCUGUCGCGCGACAGGGGCAAAGCAGCGACACUGAUCGAGGGAGCUGUCGAUCGUAGCGACAUUUACAAGAAUACCGAGAAGGAUUUAGAGAGCUUCCUGGCCCAGCAUCUCGAGACUAUGUUAACAUCCAUACGAGAGAUAAGACGAAAAGAUGUCGGCGAGGAAAUUGCUCUCAAAGAGGAAAUUGCAGGCAACAAAACAGAAGAAGACUACGAUCGCUGGCGCGAGGAAAGAAGGGCGGCGCGUGAAAAGAUUCACCAAGCAGAACUUGCUGAACGAGCACGUAUAGAAGCAGAGAGAGAGAAAGCUAGGCAAGAAGAAGCUCGGAAGCGACGGGAGAUUGAACGAAAGCGGGAGGAGGAGCAGAGAGAACGUGAAGAAAAGAGGCGCGCUGAACAACGUGCUCUCGACGAACAGAGAGAAAAGGAGAGACAAGAACGUUAUGAACGCAGAAGACGGGAGGAUUCUCGUGAGAGAUACCGAAGCUAUAAUCUUCCCCGUGGCUAUGAUCGCUAUGAAGGUACUAGCAUGUCUUCCUCUCGGUAUAGGGAUCAUGAUCGACGAACAGGAUCCCGGACUGGCACACCCAAAGCUGCUACUCCUCCACCAGCUCCUCCAGUUGAUGAUAAAACAUUGGAGGAGGCGGCUCUGCAAUUACUCUUGAAAGAGGGUGAAGAACUAGCUGCAAAAGCAAAGCAGAAGCCAGAGUUUGAUUUUGAAGAAGCCGAAGCCAUCGAAAGCGGGCGCAAGCCUGUUGCACGCCCAAAGUCCACUGCCGAGCCUCGCUUCGCAGCUUCAGGGACCCGGGAUUCAUCUCGUGACAGAAGACGAAGGAGUCGCACCCGGUCGCGCACAAGGAGAUCCUCUCGCUAUGAAAACGAAGGCAGAAACAGGUCGAGAGAGGGGUCUACUAGACUACGGGAUCGUGAGGACGACAGAUAUUCUGUUCGUAGUCAUAGAGACGAACGAAGGGAUAGGACGGCUAGGCAAAGCCGUAGUCGUUCCAAAGCUCGCAAUGAUCGGGAGCGUGAUAGAGAUGAGCGGGGUCAUAGGUCGAGCAGACGCAGUCGCACUAGGUCGAGAACCCGCGAUAGAGACCGUGACAGGGUCGAUAGUCGAGAAAGACGCGAACGAGACCGAGAUCAAGAUCGGGAUCGUGACAGAGCUAAUCGGGAUCGCGAAAGAGACCGUGAUAGGGACAGAGACCGUGAUAGGGGCCGUGACAACUUCCUUGACCGUGGGUAUGAUCGAUACACUGGUCGUGAUAUGGACCGGAGCCGCGAAAGAGAGCAGGCUCGGAAACGAUCCACAGAGAGAGAAAGAGAUCGCAGCAGGGAUAAAGAUAAAGGUCGUGACAGACCACGAUCAAGAUCCCGCUGCCGGCGCUCUCCUUCCCGUGCAGACCGUUCUCUGACACGACAUCGUCGGGACCGGUCAGGCUCUCGCACUUCUACUCGGCGGCGGUCUACAUCUCGACGAAAAUCACGCUCUCCAAGUCAAUUAGACAUUGAUCGGUAUGUUCCGGUUACCAGUAACCGCAGUCGGUCUCCUCGUCGUCGGGUGCGCUCCCCUGAACGAGAUAGAGACAGACCACGUGAUCAGGACUGGAACAGAGAGCCUCGUGGUGACAGGUACAUUCCUGGAAUCACCACUGACCGAGAAUCUGAACCGGAGAAAUCAGGGAAUAGGGACCGUGACCUCAACAAAGAUGUUGACAAAACUCGUGAUAAGGACCGUGACCGUGACAGGUAUACUGAUAAAGAGCGAGCAAGAGAUGGGGAGAGGGAGCGCGACCGACAUCGAGCCCGUGAUAUUGAUGACAGGGACGAUCGGCUUAGAGAUCGGCAACGGGAUCGGGCCAAGAACGUGACCGAGAUCGCGACAGAGAUCGGGAGCGGGAUCGGGAUCGAGAAAGGGAAAGGGAAAGGGACAGAGAGAGAGACAGAGAGAGGGAUAGGGACAGAGAUAGGGACAGGGACAGGGACAGGGACAGAGACAGGGACAGGGACAGGGACAGAGACAGGGACAGGAACAGGGACAGGGACAGUGACAGGGACAGGGACAGGGACAGGGACAGGGACAGAGACAGAGACAGAGACAGAGACAGAGACAGAGACAGAGACAGAGACAGAGAACGAGAUCGGAGCAGGGACAGAAGAGACCGUGAUCGAAGGGACCGCGAUGACAGGCGAAGCAGCUAUCGAAGAAGCCGCAGUCGAUAAUGGUGAUUUCCUUCAAGGCCCGGGAGACAAAAGUCUGUUGUCCAUAUCCACGUAUAGUCUCUUAUUGUACCAAGCAGACUAUGGGCGCAUGUACAACAACGUUUAA
Molecule: messenger RNA, 2640 nt
Organism: Talaromyces stipitatus ATCC 10500
Lineage: Eukaryota; Fungi; Ascomycota; Eurotiomycetes; Eurotiales; Trichocomaceae
Product: arginine rich protein
Exons: 3
Coding region: 1-2640 (879 amino acids)
Source: RefSeq, a predicted model, not a curated record